Messenger RNA from Neurospora tetraspora, 1979 nucleotides. RefSeq names its product delta-1-pyrroline-5-carboxylate dehydrogenase. Gene Ontology annotation, cellular component: mitochondrial matrix. NCBI's taxonomy places the organism in Eukaryota, Fungi, Ascomycota, Sordariomycetes, Sordariales, Sordariaceae. The transcript is spliced from 3 exons. The record is from RefSeq and is a predicted model, not a curated record. The coding region runs from base 85 to 1881 and encodes 598 amino acids. Gene Ontology annotation, molecular function: L-glutamate gamma-semialdehyde dehydrogenase (NAD+) activity.
GUCCAAAGGCGACAUCACACACGAAGCACUCCCCUGCACCUGGGAUCGAAAAAGGCAUACAACCCUACAGAAAAGGUCAACAGAAUGUCGGCACGGAGGCUCCAGAGGCUGUCUCUUACCACUUCGAGUGGUCUGAGAUCAGCUCGCACAUCCUCGUCUACAGCAUUGUUAAGGCAGCAGCUACAUAGCCAGAGACCCAGGACAGACAUGCCCAGCAUCGUCAGGAUGAACUCUACCCUCGCAACCUUCAAAGUCCCUACAGUGGCCAACGAGCCCAAUCAACACUAUGCCAAAGGCUCAGAAUCAAGACAUAAGCUCACGGAAGCUUAUGCCGCGCUUUCAGAGAAUCUCCCUGUCGACGUCCCCAUUAUUAUCCGCGGGAGGACGCUUAGCAAAGCAGACACCAAGUACCAGGUGAACCCGGCCGAUCACAAACAAAAAAUAGCCAAAUAUGCCGUGGCAACCCCCGAAAUGGUCAACUUGGCCAUCAAUGCCGCCCUGAACGCAAAGCCGGCAUGGGAAAGCUUGCCCUUCGCUGACAGAGCGGCAGUCUUCCUCAAGGCAGCCGAUCUGAUCAGCACCAAGUAUCGCUACGAGUUGAUGGCCGGCACAAUGUUGGGCCAAGGCAAGAACGCCUGGCAGGCCGAAAUCGAUGCCGCUGCCGAGCUCUGUGACUUUCUCCGCUUCAACGUCCAAUAUGCGGAGCAACUAUACGCUCAGCAACCGGAACAUAACUCCCCCGGUGUCUGGAACCGCGUCGAGUACAGGCCACUUGAGGGCUUUGUCUAUGCCGUCACCCCCUUCAACUUUACUGCCAUUGCGGGCAACCUUCCAGGCGUGGCAGCGCUGCUGGGCAAUGUUGUGGUCUGGAAGCCGAGCGAUCACGCGAUCCUCAGCAACUACAUCCUGUACAAGGCCCUCCUCGAAGCGGGACUCCCACCUGAUGUCAUUCAGUUCAUUCCCGGCGAUCCUGAGUUGGUGACAAAGGAAGUGCUCGCGCACAAGGACUUUGCCGCUCUUCACUACACAGGCAGCACCGCCGUCUUCCGCAAGCUCUAUGGCCAGAUUGGCGCUGGAGUUGCUGAGGGUAGGUAUCGGUCAUAUCCUCGUAUUGUUGGCGAAACCGGUGGCAAGAACUUCCACCUGAUUCACAAGUCUGCCGAUCUACGAAACGCUGUUGUCCAGACGGUCCGCGGUGCAUUCGAAUACCAGGGCCAGAAGUGCAGCGCCACUUCCCGACUGUACGUUGCCAAGUCGAUUUGGCCAGAUUUCCAGGAGCUUCUCGUCCAAGAAACGAAAAAGUUGAAUGUUGGCCCACCGACUGACUAUGGAAACUUCAUCGGCCCUGUCAUUCAUGCCGCCUCCUUCAAAAAGCUGAGCACGGCUAUUGACGAGGGGAAGAAAGAUCCAGACCUCCAGCUGAUUGCGGGAGGAGAAUACGACAGCUCGGUUGGCUACUACGUCAAGCCGACCAUCUUUGUGUCCAAGACGCCAGACCAUAAGCUCUUCUCGACGGAGCUGUUCGGACCCGUCUUGACGGUCUACGUCUAUGAUGACUACGUAGAUAGCACUACCUCUAUCUAUGAUAUCAUCGACGGAGCUACGGAAUAUGCACUGACGGGCUCAAUCUUUGCAAGUGACCGGGCCGUUAUCCGCCUCGCAGAGGAGAAACUCCGCAACACAGCAGGAAACUUCUACAUCAACUGCAAGAGCACGGGUGCUGUUGUAGGCCAACAGCCUUUUGGUGGCAGCCGAGCGAGCGGGACCAAUGACAAGGCCGGCAGCAUCAACCUCUUGAGUCGGUUUGUUAGCAUGAGAAGCAUCAAGGAGGAGUUCAACUCCACGACCACGGUGACAUAUCCCAGCAAUGAGGUCGAAUAGGACCUUAGUGAGAUUAUGGAGAGCACCGUAUGCUCCGACGAUAGUUGGGAGGAUUCCUUCCGGAGGACUCGCUCAGGAGGAGUUUUGAUGCAUCAAUC